CAGCUCCAGCUCCAGUUCCUGGUCGUCGUCUGUGGCAGCCUCAGAUCCAAGGCCCCCACUUUUGUAAUUGCGCCGUCACUGGGGAGAGCUUCGUUCGUUCGCGUUGUGCAGCCAGAUGGUCGAGAUCCAAUUCCGCGACGUUGCUUCAGGUACCUUCAGCUGUCCCGUCCUCCCCCUCCACAGCUCGUGUCGAUUCCACCUGCCCUCGCAAGCCCACCGACACCACAUCACCAACCCUCGCAAUGGCGUCCAAGCGGGAUAUGCGCCGGCCGGACCUGAUCGUCCCCUAUCAGGAGCCCAGGGCCAAGGGCGACACCACUGAUAUGUCCUCGACGCUUUCCUCCACCCUGCCAAUGGCCGCCAUGCUCACGCGCAACAAGUUCAUCGGAUGGGCUUCCGUUGUCUUCAGCAUCCAGACCUGGCUCGGCGAGAGCGAGGAGACCAAGAAGAGCUCUGCGACCCCGGGCUACUUCUCCGUCGGCAUGUCCAUCAUGGCCCUGGCCGUCACCUACCUGCCCCUUUUCCUGCCACCUCCCGUCCAGAGAGGCGCCGCGACCGGCACCGGCCCUGCUGCCCCCGUUCCUCCCGCGUAGACGUGAAACUUUGGCGGAGAGUUAGACGAGGUUGUAUUGAGGACUAUGGUACGGGUGUCACACGACUCUGUGCGGACCGAAGACAAGAGAAAACAGCAUUAUAAGGGCUUCUCGGGCAAUUGACGAGUCAAUGAUAGCGUUAAGGGGAGAGGGACAAGGGAGGGCCAUCUGCCAUGCUGGACCGGCAGCAAUAGGGUGUGGGUAAAACAACCAGCUGGUGGGAAUUUGUAAUAUAAUACCUCGGAACCUAGAAAGCCUUGCGGGUGUGGUGUGUAAUUGCAUGUCUGUUGAAAUUUCAAAAAUUCUAAUGGCGUUUGGUAAUAACACUUCUUCGUGCCUUUAUCAGAAUGUCUCGAAGCAUGCCGUCAGCGGUAGAAGGACACGCCCCUUCCGGUGGCGCAGGGAGUUGUGCAGCAAGGAGCCUCCAAGGAAUUGUGAUG
Molecule: messenger RNA, 1033 nt
Organism: Colletotrichum navitas
Lineage: Eukaryota; Fungi; Ascomycota; Sordariomycetes; Glomerellales; Glomerellaceae
Exons: 4
Coding region: 243-593 (116 amino acids)
Biological process (GO): protein insertion into ER membrane
Cellular component (GO): endoplasmic reticulum membrane
Molecular function (GO): protein folding chaperone
Source: RefSeq, a predicted model, not a curated record